GGUGUAAGUACAGGAGUGUUUGUGUUUGUCUAACUGGACCACUACUUCUGACUUCUUAAGUUCUUAUUCAUUUCGCGAAAUUGUUCGGAGAAAUCGGGACGACCAUGAAUCGGCGGAACGACCCCAAUCCUUUUGAAGAAGAAGAGCAAGAAGUCAAUCCAUUUUCGAAUGGCAGUGCUGCUCCCGGAUCAAAAUCACGCAUUCCUCAAAUGGUAGCUAAUACUCUUGGUUUUGGCCAAAAGCAUGAUGCUACUGUUGAUAUACCAUUGGAUUCAAUGAAUGAUCCAAAGAAAAAAGAGAAGGAACUGGCGAAUUGGGAAGCUGAUUUGAAAAGGAGGGAAAGGGACAUCAAACGCAGAGAAGAUGCUGUUACUAGUGCUGGUGUGCCUGUCAAUGAUAAGAACUGGCCCCCCUUUUUCCCAAUUAUACACCAUGAUAUAGCCAAUGAAAUACCAGCUCAUUCUCAGAGGAUGCAGUAUUUGGCAUUUGCUAGUUGGUUGGGCAUUGUUCUUUGCCUUACAUUCAAUAUCAUUGCGGUGAUCGUUUGUUGGAUAAAGGGUGGAGGUGUCAAAAUCUUUUUCCUCGCUGUAAUAUAUGCCUUACUUGGAUGCCCCUUAUCCUAUGUUUUGUGGUAUAGGCCCCUCUAUAAUGCAAUGAGGACUGACAGUGCACUCAAAUUUGGUUGGUUUUUUCUGUUCUACAUGCUUCAUAUUGGAUUUUGCAUAUUUGCUGCCAUUGCUCCUCCCAUUGUCUUUCAUGGAAAAUCACUAACGGGCAUCCUUGCUGCAAUUGAUGUAUUCUCUGAUCAUGUUCUUGUUGGGAUCUUCUAUUUGGUUGGGUUCGGCUUGUUCUGUUUAGAAUCAUUGCUAAGUUUGUCGGUGCUGCAGAGAGUUUACAUGCACUUCCGAGGGAAUAAGUGAUAUUAAAACUGUCGUUCCAAUGAUCAUCCAGAGGAAACAUUUUUCCAUGCUGCCCGAUUAUAGAGUUGUUUGUCAGCCGCCUUGGGUUAGGUUGAGGUGAAAAUGACUGGAUUCUUAUAUUGAUUUUUAACUUUUGUAAUGUUUAUUAGUGGUAGGCUUUAUAUGUGCUUCCUUUGUUGACCAACAUAUUUCAUAAGCACCAAUAUUUUCUCUUGUUUCUUGUGCAA
Molecule: messenger RNA, 1147 nt
Organism: Ipomoea triloba (trilobed morning glory)
Lineage: Eukaryota; Viridiplantae; Streptophyta; Magnoliopsida; Solanales; Convolvulaceae
Product: secretory carrier-associated membrane protein 4
Exons: 12
Coding region: 105-920 (271 amino acids)
Biological process (GO): protein transport
Cellular component (GO): trans-Golgi network membrane; recycling endosome membrane
Source: RefSeq, a predicted model, not a curated record